AGCCAGAAGAGCCGGUUCGCGUGACUGCCCAUUGUUGUGCACCCUUGCCGAGCGGUUUCACUUCAUCCCAUCCCCCUGCGCGCCUCGCCAUGGCUCCUCUGCCUAGUGUUGCACAGAAACCGAGUGCCUGCAGUGCACUGCAUAUAUUCCCUCAUUUCCCUAAAGCAGCAGGUUGUAGCAGCAAAAACCCCACAAAUUUCCACAAGAAUUCGAACGCGAGAAGUCGAGUGCGUCUCGGUUGCUUGGACACCAUUACUCCGUCCGGUCCAUGGGGGAAAGACAAUAGCGGUGUCAGUUGGAGGGGAUCAGUCGUCGCGACCAGAAGAAAUCGGAUCGGGUUCCAGAGGAGCCAGAUAAACAGAUUCCAAGGAGUUGGUCGCGCUUUACCUGCCAAGGGGGCUUCCAGGCAAUUCGGUCGGACGAACCGUCGCGAGGAUGACUUUAACGAAUGGAAUGCUGACGAUGCAUAUGACACAGAGGCGAUCGACGUGGAGGCGAGGGAGGGCUGGGGGUUGGAGGAGGAGCGACUGCUCCAGCGACUGGUGGAGAGGCUGGAGGGCACUCCCCUGUCCGCCUCCCCGCGCCACGUGUCCAGGGCAGUGCGCAGCGCAGGGGUGCGUCUCUCCCCCCGCCGUGUGGCGCUGGCAGCGCGGCUGCUCGCCAGCAAAGGCAGCUGGCGGAGGGCGCUGCUGCUCGUGCACUGGGCUGCUCGCCGCGACCAAUCACGCGUCGACAGGAAGGUGCUCACCUCGCUCAUCGCUGCUCUGGGCUGGCGCUACCCCGAUGCUGUGCUGCAAGUGAUGAGAAUGAUGAUGUCGCAGCCAGCCACGUGGCCUGACCUCCCAGCCUAUAGGGCUGCAGCAGUGGCGUUGGGAAGGGCGGGAUAUCUGCAGGAGCUGCUGCAGAUGAUGCAGGAGCUCAGGGAGGGGCCCGCUCGCACCAAUCGCGCAGAACCACUUGAAACUGUUGGCAGCGGCGGAGAUGGGGAUGAUGGUGAUGGUAACAGCAGGGCUGCGAAUGGCCCUAGUGACAGGCCUCGUAACCAAGGCAGCAGCAGCAACAGCAGGAGCAGCUGGCUGGCUCCAGAUGUGGUGGUCUACAACGCACUGCUGAACGCAUGUGGAGCCAAGCGGCAGUGGAAGGGAGUGCAGUGGGCGCUGCAGCAGAUGAGGCAUGAGGGGGUGACGCCUGACUCUGCCACCUUCGGCCUUGCCAUCCAAGCCAUGUCCCUCUGCAGCCAGACACACUAUGCGCUCCAGCUGUUGGCGGAUAUGGAGGCUGCUGGCUUCUCCCCCACCACUCGCACCUACCGAGAUCUGGUGCGAGCACUAGCAGCAGCGGGGCGGGUGGAGGAGGCGGAGGCAGCAGUGCGGGAGAUGCAGGAGCGAGGGAUGGAGGGCAACGCGGGGGUGUUCCACUCCCUGGCCUGCGCUCUAUGUGCCGCUGGGAGGUGGCGGGAUGCUGUUGCCCUGGUGGAGAAGAUUUCUCGGGCAUUGGAUGCGCAGCCACCAGUGGUGACGUGGACAGGUCUGAUUCGUGCGUGCGAGCGAAGCGGCCGAUUGGACGACGCGGCCUGUGUCUUUCGGGAGAUGCAGAAGCAGAGGUGCACCCCAAACAUCACCACCUGCAACAUCAUGAUAACCGUUUUUGCCCGCACGGGCAGGUUCUCUGCUGCAGAGGAAAUCUUCACUGCUGCCCGCUCGGGCGGCAGGCCUAUAAUCACAGGCAGGAAGAGGUGGAUGAGCAAAGAGGAGAGGCAGGAGGAGAGGAUGAGGCGGAUGGCAGCCAAUAGCAGGAGCAGGAGGCGGCUUAUAAGGGAAGGGAAACUGGAGAGAGUAGGGAGGGUUGGGGAGGAAGCAAAUGUGGUGGCGGAUGGGGAGGCAGGGAGAGAGGGGCGAGGACGAGAGGAGGAAGAGGAGGAAGGGGAGGAAGGGGAGGAAGGGGAGGAAGGGGAGGAAGAGGAGGAAGGGGAGGCCAUUGACGAGACAGGUAGGAGGGAUGAGGUGCACAGCGAGGGGGCUGAGAAUGGGGAGGAAGACAGGGAGGAAAAGAGGGAGGAAAAGAGGGAGGAAAAGAGGGAGGAAAACAGGGAGGAGAAUGGGGAGGAGAAUGGGGAGGAGAAUGGGGAGAGCGCAGACGAGAGGGUGUGGUUCGGCAGGAGGCGGGAGGACCCACCCCUGGUGGCCAACAGCCACACGUUCGCAGCCAUGCUGGGCGCAUGCGUGCGGUGCAAGCAGUGGCAGGCCGUGCGCGCCGUGGCUCGGGACAUGCAGCGGCAGGGGUGGCCCCUGCAGGUGCAGCAGCACGGGUGGGUGGUGGACCUGCUGCUCAAGGGGAAGCAGGGCGCCAUUGCCGAUGAGCUCCUGCUGGCCAUGCGGGGUGGCACAGAGGGACCACAGACAGCCGGCACAAGAACAACAGGGGGCCGAAGCACGGGUACAGUUAGCCAGGAAGGUGUGGCUAUCACAGGGUCUUCUGGCCCUAGCCGUAUUGGCAGCAAUGAUUCUGGUCGUGUGGGUGGUGAUGGAGGUCCUGGGGCGGCUGAGAGCAUGAGUGAGGAGGAGCAGCGGCGGCGGAUUGCAGAGCAGCAGCUGGAUCUGCUGUCAGAACUGACCAGUACGACUAGCAGGGGGGGUGGAGAUGCAGGAGAUGGAGGAGAUGGAGGAGAUGGAGGAGAUGGGGAGAGCAGGCAGGGUAUCUCAAAAGACAACGCCGGCUCUGGAAGCAGCAGCGGCGCGGAUUGCAGCAGCAGCAAUGACAGCAGCAGCAGCAGCAGCAGCAGGAGCAGCAGCAGCAGCAGGAGCAGCAGCAGCAGGAGCAGGAGCAGCAGCAGCAGCAGCAGGAGCAGCAGGAGCAGCAGCAGCAGCAGCAGGAGCAGCAGGAGCAGCAGCAGCGGCAUGGAUGGAAGCAGUAGCGGCGAGAUGAGCCCUGUGUUCCUGCGGGUGCGGGAGCUCUUGGAGUCGCACGCCCCGCUGGACAGCUUCGCCUGGCGCUAUGCUGUGGCGUCGGUGGGUGGCGGACUGACAGGGGAAGGGGCGGCGGAGACAGUGGGAGUGAUGGACGCGUGGGGGAGGGCUGUGGAGGGGAAGGUGGUGAGUGGGGAAGGUAGAACCGGGGAUGCGGCAAUAAUGGCAGGUGCUGAGUCAGCAAGUGUUGAUUCAUCCGGUGCUGAGUCAGCAAGUGUUGAUUCAUCCGGUGCUGAGUCAGCAAGUGCUCAUUCAUCCGGUGCUGAGUCAGCAAGUGUUGAUUCAUCAGGUGCUGAGUUAUCAAGUGGUGACUCAGCAGGGAUGGAGGGAGGACCAGAGAGAAAAGCAGAUGCUAACACCGCAACAGACGCCCCUGCUGCUGCUGCUGCUGUUUCAAGUGGUGCUGCUGGUGCUGCUGGUGUUGCAGCAACUGCUGCUAUUGCUGGCGCCGCUGAACUGUACCCUACAUCCUCCCCAGCUGUUGACCCUGGUGUGCUGGCAGACCUUGUAAGGGGGCUGCUUGUAGGGGGGAAGAGGGAGGAGGUAGAAGUGGCAUUGCGAUUGGUCGACCGGAUGGAGAGGGAAGGGUGGGUGGCAGAUGCUGGCAUAUACACCAGCCUGCUGCACCGGACCAUCAGGCUUGGCAUGGGAGCUGAGGCUCGGGAGGUGUUGGCUCGGGCUGAGGCAGCAGGUGUGCAGGUUGAAUGUGACGAGCUGGAUUUAAGUGACAGUGUAGAUGAUAUGGUCGAGGGAGGGGGUGGAGUGGGGAAGAGUGAUGUUGUGAAGUAUAGGGGGGGUGGUGCAAUGAAGGGCUUUAGGGUUGGGGACGAGGGAAAGAGGUUGGGAGCAUGGCGUAGAGGGGAGGGGGAACAAGUGGAAGAGCCUUCUGCGUGGGACAUCUUGAGCGAGUGGAGGAAGGAGAUGCGCUAAGUAGGAGCUUAAGAGUCGAAUUAGCAUCAGUGUUUCCUUAUUGCCAGUGUGGCUGUUAUGAAUGAACAAGCAGAGUAGCGCAGAAAUGAAUAACAAAGUGUUCAAUCACUG
Molecule: messenger RNA, 4007 nt
Organism: Closterium sp. NIES-67
Lineage: Eukaryota; Viridiplantae; Streptophyta; Zygnematophyceae; Desmidiales; Closteriaceae
Source: the annotation of a GenBank genome assembly